AAAAUGUCUGCAGCCUGGUUCCCUAAUCCGGGGCACCACGCCCAGUAAUGCUUCCUCCACUCCCAGCUCGGGGUCCGCCAGCCCUCGAGGCUGGGACCUCGUUCCGGGCCUUGGGGAGAUCGGGGCAGGGGUUGGUCCGCCUCAGGGGCUCCCCUGCCAGAUUUCGCGACCCCGUUUCAAUACCGGCCCCGGGAGACCCACUGGAAUUGCUGCGGUCUCUGAGGAGCCCGUGCGGAAAGUGACACCACAUGUCUUCGCAUUUCGUGCAGUUGUCCAUCACCCCCCUAGAUUCGGCGAGACCAAGCUGCCGCGACUCCUCCCCCAAGCAGGCGCGGUGGGGCGGGGGCCCGCCUGGGUGGGCGGAAGCCUGGUCUCACUAGCACCAGAGCUCUUGAACGUCACCUCUCUCCUACUUUGCUUCUAGCUUCGCAAUAAAAAAUAAUAAUAAAAAAAAAAAAACCUUGGGGUUGUCUCUGGAUCCGAAGUGAAAGAAAACGGGAGAGAGAGGACUUCCAGUACCAGCAGAGGAAAGGGGAGACUUGGGGUCAAACCGUGCAUAGGCUGCUGCCCGGAGAUACGUCGAGUUUAGAUUUCGUUGACCCUCCCUGACGGUGAAUGUUGUCUAUGUGCCCCGAAGUUUCACUCUUCAGCACGAGCUUCGAGGCGGCAGCAGCAGAGGACCAGUGGUCAUAUUCUGAGUUAGGAGUUCUUAGCCUGGAGCCCAAGGGCGCUCCGAAAAUGAUUGCAGGGUGUAGUUUUUUCAGAUUAUCAUGACCCGGAAAUGGUUAACAGAACCACUUCGAUGUAAGCCUUCCACUUUGGACGCUCUGUUUUCUGCCCCCGUUCUUGAAAUCGCUGACUCAAAUGCAGCUAUGCCUUUUCCCCCUUUUUCCUUGCAACAAUGAAGUGUAAGAUACAGACCCUUUGUCUCUGAGGAGUUUCGUGGCUGUUGGAGAGAUUAAAACGUAUGCCAAGUCUAAACUAUCUAGAAAAUUUCAGGGAGGCAUAUAAACAAGUGUGUAAGUUUACUUAUUCUUAAUAAAGUAGGGGAGAAUACCCAAUUUGAAUCAUUGAUACCUAUGAAUUGAAUAUUUUUAACUUGCAUUCCAUUAAUUAAUACUGUAUAUAUUUUAAACAGAUAAAUGGCUACUGAUUAGCAAAAUGGAAACUAUUAGAGUUUAUAGUAUAUUGCAUAAUGUAUAAGGGGAUAGUCCUUCACAAAAGGCAAAAAUUACAUAGUAUGAAAUGACCAAAAUAAUUUUUGGAUUUUUCCCUUAGUAGUCAUCAUAUGCAUAAGAUGUUUAAUUACUGCAAGUCUUGGAUUUUUUUAGGAUCCAAAGUAAUAAGCUUUACACUGGUUCAACAGAUAUUUAUUGAGAACCUGCCAUGUGCAAGGCACUGUUAAAAAUAACACUGUAUUUACCGCCAAGGAGCUUAUAGUUUGAUAAGAACAUGGAUUCCUAAACAGUUAUACCUAGAGAGCCGUACAGCAUACCGUGCUUUCUCUACAGUUUGAUAUAUGCUUUUUCAUAGAAAUACUCCACCUUCUUUGCUGUAAUCUUAAAUGUUCCCCAACUGAUACAUGGCUCUUAUACAGCCGAAACUUAUCAUGGUUGAAUUUAUGUAUAUUGCAUUAUUUUCUUCUUCCAACGCCGAACUCAAGUCUGCUUCACAGUUGUCACAAAUGGCCAAUUUUUAAAUUCAUUUUUCACUCUUAAAUGUGCUUGUUUUCGUACAACUGCAAGCAUAUGUCAUUGGUGUGAACUUUGAAAUUUUUUUCUAAUUUUAUAUAGAUGACCCCAGAGUAAUUAUACUUUGGCGUUCCUUCCUUAUUUUAGAAUAUUACCUCAAAAACUUCCUAUUUUUUUCUUUGCUGAAGACAUUUUAAACUGUUUCACAGAUGCCUUGUCAUUUGUAUUUGUUCCAUCUCUUCUCACAAGUAGCAAUCAUUCCCAUACCCUUUAGUCAGUCAAUCAACCAGUAUUUAUUAAGUACCUACUUUUUGUAAGACUCUGUGGCUGGCCUUAUAUGAGCCAAAAAAGUAGAAGACAAGGACCUUGCCUUCCAAUUGAUUACAGUUUAGAUGGAAAGACAAUAUGACCAUAACUAUACUGCAAGGCCACAUGUAACAAGUAACCUAAAGGGGAUGCUGAUAAUAAAGACCACAUAAUUCAGAGGAGGAAAAGAAUGCUUUGUGGCAUCUUUAGCCUUUAAAAGAAUCCCCUUCCUUGCCUAGUCUUUUUUAAACCACACAGAGCUCCAUGGGGAGCUUGGAGCCUCUUGGGGAAAUCUUGUGCUAGGCUAGGUCAGAGAGUAGAACUGAGAUUUCAAGGGUCAGAACAUUUGCAUCCAGGUUUACCCAGCUCCUUCAGCAACUAUUAUAAUCUAUUUCUUAUGAUUAAGAAAAAAUGAUAUUAAUGAAUGAAUCAUUGAUCUAUUUGAAAUCUGGUUUUAGUAGUGGGAAGGCCUCAGAGAACCUCUAACUAAGGACAGGUGUGCUCAGCGAGACUGUGUAUGCCUAAAACAUCUUUGUUUCAGGCAGUUUGGAGCAUGUGAACGUACUCUGAGCCUUGAUGAGUUCCAGUAUGUGGUAUAUUAUGCAGAGCAUUCAGAGCAAAUACUCUCUCUCAGAGCGCUUAAUCCGAACAAUCGCUGCCAUUCGCUCCUUCCCACAUGACAAUGUAGAGGACCUCAUCAGAGGGGGAGCAGAUGUGAACUGUACCCACGGCACGCUGAAGCCCCUGCACUGUGCCUGCAUGGUGUCCGAUGCUGACUGUGUGGAAUUACUGCUGGAGAAGGGAGCUGAGGUGAAUGCCCUGGAUGGUUAUAACCGAACAGCCCUCCACUAUGCAGCUGAGAAAGAUGAGGCUUGUGUGGAAGUCCUGUUGGAAUAUGGUGCAAACCCCAAUGCACUGGACGGCAACCGAGACACCCCACUUCACUGGGCAGCCUUUAAGAACAAUGCCGAGUGUGUGCGCGCCCUCCUGGAGAGUGGGGCCUCUGUCAACGCCCUGGAUUACAACAAUGACACCCCGCUCAGCUGGGCUGCCAUGAAGGGAAAUCUUGAGAGCAUCAGCAUCCUUCUUGAUUAUGGUGCGGAGGUCAGAGUCAUCAACCUAAAAGGCCAGACGCCCAUCUCCCGCCUGGUGGCUCUGCUAGUCAGGGGACUUGGAACAGAGAAAGAGGACUCUUGCUUUGAGCUCCUCCACAGAGCUGUGGGACACUUUGAAUUAAGGAAAAAUGGCACCAUGCCACGAGAAGUGGCCAAAGACCAGCAGCUAUGUGAAAAACUGACUGUUCUGUGCUCAGCCCCAGGGACCCUCAAAACCCUCUCUCGCUAUGCUGUGCGCCGGAGCCUGGGACUCCAGUAUCUGCCGGAUGCGGUGAAGGGCCUUCCACUGCCAGCUUCUCUGAAGGAAUACCUGUUACUCGUAGAAUAGCCCAGAGGAGACGAGUGCACCGUCAGGCAGGCAACUCUGGGUGAGGUUUUGCCCUGCAGCACUGUCUCUGUCUUGGAAAACAGGGAAAGCAGUUGUUCCUGCUCUGUGGUUUCUAUUUCGAGGCAACAUGUCACAACAGUAACCUCCACAUCACCUCCCCUCCCCAAACCAAGCAACCAAAAACGUCCCUCACUUUUGUUUCUGUUUCUUACUUACCUGGCCUUUCAUAUUGCACCCUGAAAAGGAAGAGGUCUCCCUAACCCUCCCUUUAGGGAAAAAGUCAACAGUGAGACUAAAUUUGUCUCGGAAGAUGAAGCGUAUUUAUAGAACAUGUGUUUGGUUUUCCUUUGGGGACCUGAUUAACGUUUUCAGAAGAAUCCCUCUUAGAAACAUUUUAAUUGAUCUGUGAAGAAGUUUAAGAAAAUUCCAGCUAACAAUUGCAGCCCCCAAAUGAAGAUACUACAACCUCAAAUGGUGUGCAGGUUCAGAAUUGGGCUGGAUGAUAUCCCUAGAAUCAUCCUGGGGCAUUCAGAAGGGACUGGCCCCCUUUCUCACCAUCGAAGGGAAGGGCAGCCUUUGCUUCUUUUCCAUGGGUGUGCCCAAGGGUUACAGUAGUUCAGCAAUAUUAUUUUAGAAAGACGGUCUUGCUGCUUUCCAUAUAGUAGAAGGGAUAGGAGGUUCUAAGCAGUCCUAAGAACUAAAAGUCCUCAAAACUUUUCUUCUAAUGCAGUUCUUUCUCCUCCUGACAGCCAGUUUGCUCUAGUGGGCUUGAUAGGUACUUCCUGCGCCGUAGGCAAAGGUGUUUGCUGUAGCACAGGAGGACGUGGGCUGGGCUGCCUUUUCUCUCUGGUCUUCUUCAUUCACUCUGCUAAGAGUUUGGAAUUUGUUUUGUUUUGUUUUCAGGUGUUUUGGAAACUUUACUUUUUACUGAUCUAUACUAGACAUUGGUGGAGGGGGUGGAGAGUUGAGGAGUGGGGGAGGAGCAUUAUAAGAGCUUCCUCAGAGAUGACCCACCUACCCAAAAAAGAUCUGUUUUAGUGAACAAUACUUAGUCUACAGUACUCUCCCUUUUCAUGUUCCUAAACUAGAUCAAGUUGUUAUUGAUCCUAGAUGACCUUAUGCAAAUGUGGAAAACUUUUUUUUUUAACUGAUUGGGAACUAUAAAUAAAAAUGAACUGCUGACACAGCUAAUUUGAAAAAGUUUGUCUGCUUUUGUCCUUUUGCUGUUGGUGUUUUUUGCUCACUUAAAAAGAAAAAAGAAAUAAACAGUUCUAAAAGCAA
This is a messenger RNA of Aethalodelphis obliquidens (Pacific white-sided dolphin), 4721 nucleotides long. RefSeq names its product ankyrin repeat and SOCS box containing 8 (gene ASB8). The record is from RefSeq and is a predicted model, not a curated record. Gene Ontology annotation, molecular function: protein binding. The coding region runs from base 2574 to 3440 and encodes 288 amino acids. NCBI's taxonomy places the organism in Eukaryota, Metazoa, Chordata, Mammalia, Artiodactyla, Delphinidae. Gene Ontology annotation, biological process: intracellular signal transduction. The transcript is spliced from 3 exons.